AGCCAGACAGGCAGCCGGGCAGCAGGCCAGACCAGACCAGACCCCCAGAACAGAAACCCAGACCGAGACCGAAACCGAAACCGAGCCCGGGCCCAACAGUUUAGCGACGGCAACGGCAGGUGCCAUUUGAAGUGUGCGGACGGUAGAAUGGUUUUUUCGGAUGCGAACGAAAGCAUCGGCGCUUUCAUUUCCAAUUUUCUAUAAGAGGGAAAUCCGCGUUUAUAUUGCCCCCCGACGGUGACGGCAACAGAGCGAUGAGUGCGUGCGGCGGCAAUGUUCGCGACGGUUCGGGUUUGUAUUCCACCGCCCCCGCUUUCAAAUUCGAUGUCAUGCCAAAGAUAACGACAGCGGCGUCGGCAGCGACGUCGACUGCGGCGCGGGCAACGGUUAACGUGGAAAAUAAAUUCGAAGCGGCAGAGCCAACGGCUUUUAGUUUUCGAACAGCGGCGGCGGAGCAUACAACACAUCAGCGAUCCGAGAAGAUCGACAGCAGCACCAGCAGCAGCAACCACGAAGAAAAAACACCCACAACAACAACAACAACAACUGGAGCAGCAGCAGCAGCAAAAGAAAGCGAGCCGAGAACCAGAAUUGCAGCCACAUCCAAAGAGAGGCAUAAAAGUAGCGAAGAAACCGCCGUUAUCGCUCCAUGUGAACAGCGUCUGCAGCGUCUGGCCAGGCACAAGGCUCAACUCCGUGCCGCCUUCUUCAAGGACAUUAUCAGCCAUCCAGCAGCGGAGCCCAACAGCAAAAGUCCAACCGAAGCUGGAGGAGCCUUAAUCACAAGAGAGACGAACACCGGCAGAACGAAGGAACAAGUGAAGCCCGUCCAGCUGUUGAUACACAAAUUCCAGGCCAUGAUUGUGCAGCAGGAGCAGCAGGCGGAGCGCGAGCGGGAGCUGAAGGCAGCCGCUGCCACGGGCGGAACGGCCACAAGUGCCGCCAACUCGGAUGAGGGCUGCAAUGUUACCGGGGGCGGCCUAAGUCCCUACAGCAGCGACAACGAGGACACCACAGUGGGCGCCACCGCGCGCUCAAGGAAGGGCAAGGUAACGCGCUGCGCCAGCAGCGAUUCCGCCUUGGGCCUGGAAGUGGACGAUGCCCACGUAGAGGUCGUGACGAUUCCGCCCCAACGUCGCAUGACCCUGACCGUCACCGAUCUGCCGCUGCGUCCGGCCCUGUUGCCUCUGGCCGAGCCCACCGCCCUGCCCGACUCGUCGCCCCUCACCUCGCCCACUGGCACGGGGGGACUGGUCGGCGCCGUUGGUGUGCCCACCAAGGUGCUGCUGGAGGAGCGCCUGGUGGCCGCACUGGCUGCUCCGCCCGGCUCCAGGCGGGAGUCCACCCAGAGCUGCUUCAGCGAGCUGGGGGCCGGGGUGCGCUACGUGCGCACACCCUCGGUGGUGGUGUCCGACUACUCGGACGACAUCACCGCCUGUGGCAUCAGCAUGGAGGAGAUGGAGUACUUUCGGCUGCAACGGGCCCGCGGGCAGCGCCGCUGCUCGCUGGAAGCGGGAGCAGCCUCGGCCGGCUACAUGGGCCAAGGAUGUGCCAAGGACGAAGGCCAGUCGGAUGUCAGUGCCGCGAGCAGCUGCAGCAAUCUCUACUACUGCGGCUCCACAAUAUCCGCUCUGGACGGCGGCGAGUGCAUUGUGAACGGCGUCCGUGUGGCCCUGGCCAGGAAGUCAAGUCGCAGUCAUAGCACCAGUGGGGAGGAGGACGAAGAUGAGGAGGAAGUAGAGGUGGAUGUGGACGUGGAGGUGGAGGAGGAGGACGAGCCGGUGAUUGAGGAUCUCGAGCUGGAGGAGGAACACAAGCAGCAGCAUCAGCAGUUGCAGGUGCGAGCGGAACAGAAGGAUCAGCAGCAGCAGCAGCAGGAGCAGCCCCAGAGGGAUCGUGUUAGGGAGAGGGCGACAGAGACAGAGGAAGAUUCGCAUCGUCUGCUCAGCGAGCUGCUGGCUGCCACGCUGCUGAGAGAUGGCACCAAGAAGGUAUGUUGCAAGUUACGCUUAAUUAAUAGGGAUUGGAUUUCGUUCCGGGAACAUACGAAUCAAAAGAGAGAGAACAAAGAGAGCGAGAGAGCGAUAGAGAGAUAGAGAGUGGGCACUAAACGAAAGACUUAGGCAAAGAACUCAAGUGGCAAGUGUCGGCGAAGGUGGACGUAAAGGAGGAGCAGGAGCAGGAGCAGCAACAGAAGACAUGGCACUGU
Molecule: messenger RNA, 2209 nt
Organism: Drosophila subobscura
Lineage: Eukaryota; Metazoa; Arthropoda; Insecta; Diptera; Drosophilidae
Exons: 2
Coding region: 255-2096 (613 amino acids)
Source: RefSeq, a predicted model, not a curated record